Pseudopodoces humilis (Tibetan ground-tit) is the source of this 2921-nucleotide messenger RNA. RefSeq names its product POC5 centriolar protein (gene POC5). NCBI's taxonomy places the organism in Eukaryota, Metazoa, Chordata, Aves, Passeriformes, Paridae. The record is from RefSeq and is a predicted model, not a curated record. Gene Ontology annotation, cellular component: photoreceptor connecting cilium. Gene Ontology annotation, biological process: eye photoreceptor cell development.
AACCGUCGGUGCCGGCGGCCGGCGCCGCCGGGGCCUGCAGACUGUGCAGAAUGUCAUCUGAUGAGGAGAAAAGCACAAGUCCAGUUUUGCCAAAUGACUUUGUUCAGGACAGUCCUGUUUCUUCAGAUCCUCAGAUUUGUCACUGGAUGCUGUCUGUUGACACUUACUGUUGGCGCAUAAGCGAUGAAUAUGAAGAGCUGUUUCGUUAUACUGUAGUGACUCCGAAGUUUGAACAGUGUGUCUCGAAGUUACCAGAGCCUGCAUCAGAACAGAGACUGCCUGACAGAGUUUCAAGGGUGACAGAUGAUGCCGAUCACCAUAAGACUCCAGUCUUGACAUCAGUGAAACAGGCUGGUAUGGAACAACCUGCUUUUUCAGAAGCAACUUCUUUUCAAGGAUCCACACAUGGUCCAAGAGAAGUCAGCAAAACCAUAGUGACCGAAUUAACUUUACCAGAUGAAAAAGUCACUCAAAUAGAAAAUAUUCUUGAUCUCUGGAGUGGAAGUCUUAAGACAAAUAUUCUGACUGAACUGAAAAACUGGAAACUUGAUUUGAUUCAACAGCACAAGCUUCAAAUGAGACAAGAGAAAGAGAAAUAUGCCGCACAUUUGAAACAACUGCAGAAUGAGAUGGAAAACUUGAAGGAGUUACUUCAUACUUACGAAAUCUCUGUUAGGAGGAAAGAUGAGGUAAUUACUAACUUAACCCAAGCAUUAGAAAAGCAAACGGACAGAGUAGAGUUGAUGAGAAAGUUUACACUCUGGCGGAUUCAGCAUGUUAAAGCCAAACAAGAGGAGUAUGCAGUUAGAAUGGCAGAUGCACAUUUCCGUACAGCUUUGAUGAAAAAAGUGUGGGCAGCAUGGCGCUCUCUUAGUGAAGAAAGAUGGAAAGACAAAGUAGCAAAAGCCUGUCAGUUAAGGGCAGAAGAUGUCUGUGUUCAACUCACCAAUGAUUAUGAAGCCAAAAUUGCAGAGUUAACUGCUGCUUUGGAACAGACAAAAGCUGAGAUUCUGCGACUGCAUAGUGAAAGAGAUCAGUAUGAAGAGACCAUGAAGAAAGCCUUUAUGCGUGGUGUAUGUGCUUUGAAUCUGGAAGCAAUGAGCAUGUUCCAAGGCAAGGACAAUAGGCCGGAGCCUGAUACAGGAAGCAGGAGAAGUGAUAAUGCAGCCACUGGUGCAGGAAGGCCACCUCCUUCACAAUAUAGUCAACCUUCACCACCACCUCCACCAACAGCUUCUCUUCACAUGGAAAAUAUGUUUUCUAGCCACCUGGCUCAUGCAAGCACAUCUGAGACCAGACUAGAUUCUGAUUCUCCAAUAAUCAUUGCUAGCACAACAUCAGCAUCGGGUUUGACAUCAACUCAAAAACUGCCCACAGCAAAAGUAAUAACAUCUGCACAACAGAAAGCAGGAAGAACAAUCACUGCUCGAAUCACAGGCCGAGCUGAUACGGGACAAAAAUCCAGAGCUUCUGGGAGUUUAACAGUGAUGGGAGUUGCUCCACCAAUGAGUUCAGUCAUUGUUGAGAAACAUCAUCCAGUCACUCAGCAAACAAUAUCACAAGCCAUUGCUGCUAAAUAUCCUCGAACUGUGCUUCAUUCUUCUGGCUCUACUUCUUCAAGACCUGCAGGACAAGCUGGGCGAGUGCUUCAGGGCCAAACUCAUACCAUUGUUCAGUCAAUAAAAGUUGUUGACUGACUGACUGUCUUUCUCACCAGUUGGGGUUUUUAAUCAAGGUAUCUCUUCCUGGUCUUUUCAGAUUUGAUGCAGUAAGGCCUAAAGUACAUAUCAUGUUUUUAACCUUUUCUAAAAAAAAGGAAGGUUUUUCUAAGUAAAAAUGCUUUUAUAAUAAAACCUGGAGUGGGGGGGAAAAGUAAUUGAACUGUUGUUCUACCUCCAAACUUUUAUUAUUAAGACAAACACUUUUUAUUUAAGGAAGCUUUUGCACACUUAAAUAAAGAAUACAAUGUGAUUUUUGUCUGAAUCUCUUUGAUUAAUCCCAAUGAUACUAACAUCUAUGUUCAAAAGAAAAUUAAAUGUCUUUUUGUUACAAACACUUUUAGUUUCUUAUGCAAGUAAGUUGACAUGCACCUUAAUUAUAUCCUACAAGAGUGUAUUUAAAUGGAAACCAGCAGGGUGGCAUCCUCUACCCCCAGGGUCCAAUUUAGGCUAAAUGAGGUACCCAGUCCAUCAAAUUCUUAAACAUUUUAAUUUUCCAAGCUAAUGUUGUAGAACUUGAUGAAUACUGUAGGGUUCCCAGCAUCUAGGAUCAUUCAGAUCCUAGGUGGACAUUGGCAAGUAUUAAUUCAAGACAUGAACAAGAAAUAGGCAAAUAAUUGCUAGAUGUGUUAAGUAUUAAAUAUUGGAUGCUCUUUUGGGGUCAUGCCGUGAUAGAAAAUUCUGCAGCUAGACACACGUGGUGUUUACACAUGACAUUUUUGUAUUUCUUCACUACGUAAAUCAAAUGCUGCAGUAGAAAGAUUUGUUAUAAUCCUAGCAAGAAUUUAUAAAAACUUGAAUCCUAAAUGAGGCCAGAUGCCAGCUUAUUUCUGCAAGUGUUAAUUGAUUUGUACACAUAACUUUCACAUAUUAAAUUUAAUCUUUUCUUAUAGAAAACAUCUUACUUACAUUUCACACCAAACACCAAGUAGCUUAACUUGCAGUUCCAAUACCGAAUUACUUUAUCAGUGUUAGGUUAGAAAUUGUAACUGGUGAGUCUUGCUUAGCAGUUACAAACUACCAGUCAACCAUUUGCUCUUAAUUUUUUUAUAUUUCUGUAUAGCAAGCAUCUGAGAAAAAAGUAACCAUUUCAGGAAUGCAAAGUCUUCUAGGGUGGAAAAAGUUGUACAACUUCAAAAUAGGUUUUUUGUUUCCCAAAAAGAUAUUUGAAAGCCACUUUCCAUCUGGCUUGUAAUUCCAUCA